Messenger RNA from Sclerotinia borealis F-4128, 1992 nucleotides. Lineage: Eukaryota; Fungi; Ascomycota; Leotiomycetes; Helotiales; Sclerotiniaceae. The record is from the annotation of a GenBank genome assembly.
AUGGAAAAGAUCACAGAGAAGAUUGCGGCAUUGCCACCAGACACCAAUUACUUUUCCCUCGAAUUCUUUCCACCAAAGACUUCAAUGGGAUCUUCGAAUCUGCGGGCUCGUCUUGAUCGAAUGUCUCGGGCAUUAAGACCUCUAUUUGUAACUGUUACAUGGGGAGCCGGUGGAUCUACUGCGACAAAAUCGUUAGAGCUCGCGGAAUUAUGCCAACGGGAUUUAGGUCUCACAACAUGUCUACAUUUAACCUGCACAAACAUGAGUCGAGCAUUGGUGGAUCAAGCAUUGGAAGACGCAAAGGCAUUAGGAAUUAGGAACAUAUUGGCUUUGAGGGGCGAUCCGCCGCGGAGUGAGGAAUAUCGUGCUGUGGAUGAGAAGAAUGGCGACACACCAGCGAUGGACUGGGAGUUUGAGUGGGCAAUCGAUUUAGUACGAUACAUAAGAAAACAAUACGGAGAUUACUUUUGCGUAGGAGUUGCGGCAUACCCAGAAGGACACGCCGAUGAAGGACAUCCCGAGGGACAGAGUCUCGAACACGAUUUGCCAUCUCUGGUGGAAAAGGUUCAAGCGGGGGCGGAUUUUAUCAUGACACAAUUAUUCUUCGACGUCGAUGCAUACGAUACAUUUGAACAAAGACUACGAGAUCACCCAAGUGGAGCAUUCAAAACUCUGCCAAUUAUACCUGGUAUGAUGCCAAUACAAAGUUAUCAAAUGAUCAAACGAACUACGAAACUUAGCCACGCGGUACUUCCUACGAAUAUCAUAACAAGAUUGGAUGAGGUUCGAGGAGAUGAUGAGAUGGUGAAGAAAGUAGGCGUGGACAUUUUGAGUGAAAUGGUUGAACAUUUGAAGGUCACCAAAUCUCAGUAUUCGGGUCCUCGAGGUUUUCAUUUCUAUACUCUUAAUCUGGAGAAAGCAGUGUCUUUCAUCCUAGAACGAACAGACCUCAUUCCGGAUGCCGAAGCUGUUGCAGCUUUGGAAUCAGAAUACACACCUACUAUUCCGGAUAUUGCAGAUUUGAUGUCAAUUCGCAGCGGUUCUCACAAACGUAGCUCCAGACGUCGGUCAUCGGUUGGAUCCGACCCUUAUAAUCGUAUCAUAAUCACUGCACCUCAAACCUCAAACCCUAGUUUUGAGGCCACAGCACAAGAAGCUGGUAUUCCAGCCGAGGCUGUGAAUUCUCGAGCCAAUACUCUUGCGAUUAGUGAAGGAGAAGGUAGUCUUGGUCGAGAAGCCACAUGGGAUGACUUUCCUAACGGUCGUUGGGGUGAUGCUCGUUCUCCUGCUUAUGGAGAGAUUGAUGGAUAUGGUGUUUCACUUCACAUGUCUAUCAAUCAAGCUAUUAAACUCUGGGGACAUCCAAGUUCUAGGGCUGAUAUUACCGACAUCUUCAUUCGUCACUUGGAAGGCCAACUCACUGCUAUCCCCUGGAGCGAAGAAGCACUUAACGAAGAAACAAACUCCAUCAAAAAACAACUCCUUAGUCUCAAUAAGAAAGGUUGGUGGACAGUAGCUUCUCAACCUGCAGUUAAUGGACUCAAAUCCAACGACUCAAUCUUUGGAUGGGGACCCAAAAAUGGAUUUGUUUUCCAAAAAGCCUUUGUAGAACUCUUCAUCCCCGCCUCUGAUUGGGAAACCCUACACACAAACCUCACAUCCCCCGCUCUUCGCGAUACGGUCUCCUUCUAUGCCUCGAACGCCAAAGGUGAUUUCAUAUCCAGCGACGAAGGUGUCGGAAGUACCAAUGCCGUCACUUGGGGUGCAUUCCCAGGGAAAGAAAUCAUCACUCCGACCAUCAUCGAAGAAGUUAGUUUCAGAGCGUGGGCGGAAGAAUCUUUUGGUAUCUGGGGUGAGUGGGCCAGGGUUUAUGGAAAGGAUAGUGCGACUAGGAAGGUCAUUGAUGGCAUUAAAGAGGAUGUAUGGUUGGUUAAUGUUAUUCAUCAUGCGUAUGUGGAGGGUGAGGGGUUGUGGGAUGUCCUUUUGCAGUAG